AUGGCUUCCGCACUGGACGCUCUACCGUCCAUCAAGGACAAUGCGUCCGCGUGUAUGGCCCUCAAAUGUACCGAGAGCGAGCUUUUCGAGCUGAAGAAAACGGUCAAAUUCGAAAUGGCGCAAGAAGUCUACAACGGUCAGGCACUGCUGAAGGUCACCAAGCUCAAAGAAUUUGAUCCUGACCGCAAGCACCGAGACGACGUCCGGCGUCGCGUAGCACAGUCUGAUCCUGUGGCGCGAGAGCCAUUUCAAGGAUCGCGUUGGCCUGCUGCAGACAGGAUUGCAUACCAAGAAGGAUCUCUUGUCAAGGUCAUGGACUGGAUCAUCCGUACGCACAGUUUUUCAUACAAACAUGCCGAGGAGAAGAAAGCAGGCAAGCGCCUGAUGCGCAGUGGCGACCGCAGUACUGCUGAGCCUGAGGAGAAAUCGCCAGCACCUAAGAAGACCCGCGACAACGAAGCGCUGCAGAAUGUGACGAACGAGCGAAUGUCAACAGCACAUGUUAGAAGUCUAAGAGAUUUCUACUUUCGGCUAGGAACUAUCGAAUCUCGUUAUCUUGUCUCAAUCGAGCGAUUCGUAGCCUUCUUAGGCUUCUUAAGCACCGCCGAAGACACCUACAACGAAGGCAACGAAGGCAACGAAGGUAACGAAGACCUCUCGGAAGCGUAUAGCGACAGCUAUACCGCUUGUCGACAAUAG
This is a messenger RNA of Pseudocercospora fijiensis CIRAD86, 699 nucleotides long. RefSeq lists its product as uncharacterized. The record is from RefSeq and is a predicted model, not a curated record. Bases 1 to 699 code for a protein of 232 amino acids. The transcript has 4 exons. Lineage: Eukaryota; Fungi; Ascomycota; Dothideomycetes; Mycosphaerellales; Mycosphaerellaceae.